This is a messenger RNA of Aspergillus calidoustus, 1503 nucleotides long. The record is from the annotation of a GenBank genome assembly. Lineage: Eukaryota; Fungi; Ascomycota; Eurotiomycetes; Eurotiales; Aspergillaceae.
AUGGCUUUCAAUAGCAGUCCUUGCACCGAACAGUCGGAUUCGCACCUCCGGCUGCUGGGCCAUGAUUCGACUUUGAUGGUGGGACAAUCGGUCUCGCUCACCUUGGGCGGCGAUUCCCUCCUGGUAGUCGACGAGCGCGCCAUGCGCAAGUCGGACCGUACAUGCUGCGGCUUACUCCCAAAACCCACCAACAAAGUCACUCAUUCAAUCUCCCUGUACAAUGUCCUCGACACGAAAGUGUCCACAGCCGGCCUGACCAUCACCUACGCGGAGCCAGCGGGCAAAAAUGACGUCUCCGUAACUGCCCUACAAUAUCCGAUCGCCGACGAAGAAAAAGCGACGGUCGAGACGUGGUCGAAAAAGUUACUCUCCCUUGCUUACGGCAACGCACAGCGGUACAAGCGCUUCAAGGUUCUGAUCAACCCGUUCGGUGGCAAGGGGACUGCCGCACGAUUAUAUCGGACGUAUGCGGAACCGGUUUUCGAUGCUGCACAGUGCCAGCUGGACGUGCAGGAGACUACACACGGGGGACAUGCUACGGAGAUCGCGGAGCAAAUAGACAUCGACGCAUAUGAUGCAAUUGUGUGCUGCUCCGGGGAUGGUCUGCCGUACGAGGUGUUCAAUGGUCUUGCGAAGAAGCCGAACGCGCGGGAGGCUUUGGCCAAGCUGGCGGUUGCGAUGUUGCCUUGUGGCUCUGGAAAUGCAAUGGCUUGGAACCUUUGUGGGACGGGAAGCGUUUCGGUUGCUGCUUUGACUAUUGUCAAGGGAUUGCGGAUGCCGAUGGACUUGAUGUCUGUCACGCAGGGAGGGUCCCGCACGCUCUCAUUCUUGUCCCAAUCAUUCGGUAUCAUUGCCGAUUCGGAUCUAGGAACGGACAAUAUACGUUGGAUGGGAGCUCAUCGAUUUACCUACGGCUUCCUCAUGCGCCUUAUGCACAAGGCAAUCUACCCGUGCGACCUGGCGAUCAAGGUGGCGAUUGACGACAAGACCGCUAUAAAGAACCAUUACGACACCUACGUAAACAGCCCACCGCCGGUUCGGCCCACUGACGCAGGUGGUGAGGAGCCCAAAAGUCUUCCCGAACUCGAGUACGGCACCGUCCUUGACCCUCUCCCUGAAGACUGGACAGUCAUUCCCGGAGAGACAAUCGGCAACUUCUUCGCCGGAAACAUGGCCAUCGUAUCAAAAGACACGAACUUCUUCCCAGCAUCUGUACCAAACGACGGCCUAAUGGACAUCGUCACUGUCGACGGGACGACGAGCCGCGCCAAAAUUCUCAAGAUGAUGAGCGCCGUUCCUGAAGGCGCAUUCUUCGACAUGCCCGAAGUCGACAUCCGCAAGGCCCUCGCGUUUCGACUUACGCCCCGAGAAAAGGAAGGCUUUAUCAGCGUCGACGGCGAAAAGAUCCCCUUCGAAGCCUUCCAGGUCGAAAUCCACAAGGGCCUCGGCACGGUACUCUCAAAGUCGGGACACCUCUACGAGGCGCAGGGGCCGCGACCAUAA